This is a messenger RNA of Anopheles nili, 651 nucleotides long. RefSeq names its product BTB/POZ domain-containing protein 3-like. Gene Ontology annotation, molecular function: protein binding. Gene Ontology annotation, biological process: neurogenesis. Gene Ontology annotation, cellular component: cytosol. The coding region runs from base 1 to 651 and encodes 216 amino acids. The record is from RefSeq and is a predicted model, not a curated record. The transcript has 2 exons. Lineage: Eukaryota; Metazoa; Arthropoda; Insecta; Diptera; Culicidae.
AUGACCAACCGACCGGAGUUCUUCAGCUACGGCGCCAACGAUACUAUAUCGUCGCGUCAACAGGCCCUUGUAAAUAAUCAAUUUUCUUCCGACGUUACGUUCCUUGUCGGACCCGAGAAAAAACGAAUCUACGGACACAAAAUGUUCCUCACUGUAGCCUCCCAGUACUUCUAUCUUAUGUUUUAUGGCAGCCUUAACAAUCCGGAUAACAAUGAAUAUAUUGUUGAGGGUGUCGAACCGGAUGUGUUCGAGGAAGUCUUGCGUUACAUGUAUUCAAAGACUGUGGCACUCACUCUCGACAAUGUUCGGAAUAUUUUUGACUUUUCCAAGAAGUGCCAGUUAACCGAGCUGUUGCAGACCAUAGAAAAGUUUCUACGCAAUGAGAUUAACAGAGCAACUACACUUAGAAUUUUCCAAGAUAACGCACAUUACGGCUACUCCGCAAUAGACCAGGCCUGCCUAAACAAUAUCAGAAAAAAUACUUCAUGCUACUUGAACAACGAAGAUUUCACUAAUAUCAACAUGGAUAGGCUGAACAAAAUUCUUCACAUGAAUGAAAUAAACUGCACCACUGAACAGUUGCAAAAGGCGCUUGAAACCUGGCACGCAGCCAACAGCGACAGUGAUUUCAACUUGUUUGAAAUACGGUAA